Molecule: messenger RNA, 621 nt
Organism: Cokeromyces recurvatus
Lineage: Eukaryota; Fungi; Mucoromycota; Mucoromycetes; Mucorales; Mucoraceae
Exons: 2
Coding region: 1-621 (206 amino acids)
Source: RefSeq, a predicted model, not a curated record
AUGUUAUCUUCUCGAGCUAUUUCAAAUAAAAGUAAUAACAACAAUAGUAAACAUUAUUCAUCACCAAAUAAUGCUUAUACGAAAUCUGUAACGACUUUACCUUCGAAGAAUAGUCCCAAGAAUAAUUAUCAACAAAAGAAGAAUUAUCAAAAACCACCAUCAUCUAACAAACGUCGUAAUAAUAAGAAAAAGAUAUCCACUCCAGCCCUUUCUUCUGAAGAUGAAUCCUCUUCUUCUUCUUCUUCUACUUCUGAAGAUGAUGUAACUCAACCAAAACAGAUGAAAAGAGUUCAAUACCAUCACAGGCAGCAGCAACAACAACAGCAGUAUCGUAAUCAUAAUAAUUUUAGCAGUAGUAAUAUUGAUGAUCAAGUUUACGCCGGUCCUACAUUUAGUAAUGCUCCUGCUCCCAGUAAACUUCCUAUUCCUGCUUUUAAUGCUCGUGGUUCCCCUAUUCAUUAUCCUCAUCCACUUUACUAUGAACAAAAACCUGCUACAAGUUAUAUGACUUAUAUCAAUACACCUCAAAAAGUUAUUACUGCUUAUGAAUUGGAAAAAACAAACUUGGCUCUUUCGGAAAUUCAACAAGGUCUUCGUUCCAUGUUGAAGAUUGAAUCAUAA